CAAGGCGGUGUUUCUGGUGAGUCUGUUGAUUCUGGGCUGGGGCGAAAGCCAGGUUGCCCAGGGUUUGGGAGGAGGGAGGGUCGAGCACACGCAGAUCCAAAGAUGAUCGGAGACAGGAUUGUCCUCAGCGAUUCCACCCCGAUGACUGGAAACUGCCUGCCUGCAGACGCAUGGGGGCCAUGGAGCAGAGGAAGGGCUGGAUGCAUGAAGGAGGCGGGGUGCGGGGAGCGAGGGACCCGCAGACUCCAGGGCCACAGAUGCGUGGACCUAUUGGAGACCCUCAGGUUGUCUCCCCACCCCACGCAGAGAGGAAUGCACAGCUGAAGAGAGAGGUGGGCAGCAGUCCCGGUCACCUGCCAGGUGACCACAUGGCCAGGUGCCGCCACCACUCGGGUUACAUGGCCGACGACGAGGCCAGCCACUCCAUGUGCAGUGCACGGGUGCAGCUGCCCAAGAAGCCACUGGUCCCAGAAAUGGGGCCAGCCUGCAGGCCGGGCCAUGUGCGACACCCACCAUCCACAUGUGGCAGCUCAGCACUCCAGGGCCAACGCCGAAACAAGAGGCACACUCAGCCCUUUGGCCACUUUCUGGAUUUCUUAACUGAGAACCAGGUCCUGGACAGCCUGGAGGCAGUGGUGGAGAAGGCGACUGAGCGCAUGGCUGCCAUGAAGACGGAGGCUGGGGUGCCACUUGUGGAGGUGCAGGACCCAGUGGAGGUGCCAAGUGGUAGACGGCGGGCACAUGCCCGGCCCAGCCUCAGCACCGUACACCGGCACCGUGUACGGCCGACCCUCUGCACUGGACACCCCAACAACUACCCAUCCAGCUCCAGCUCCAUGUCCAACAGCCAUAGCAGCCUCAUGGCCGGCUGGCUGGGCUCCCACAGCCGGGACAGUGACCUAGGUGCCCAAGGCUUAGGCUCAUUGCCACCUGUGAGGGACAAACUCCUGCUGGAGAAGAACCUCAAGCGGCUGCUACAGCUGGAGAAGAAAGGGAAAGGCCUCAGUCAGUCCUGCUCCCAGAGGGACUCCCUGCUGUGGGAUUCGCUGGGUAGCCAGACCAGCUUUCAGUGGACCCAGGAGCAGCCCUUGUCCUGGUUCUCAGGGCUGCUGGGCUCAAGCUCUGGCGUGCCUGAAGCAUCAGAGCCGAGGCCUGGAGAACAGGAGCCAGUCUUCUGCAAGCGAGAGUUCAAUAAGGAGAUCAAGUCGUUGCUGAGCCAGCUGGAGUCCCUCGACCUGCCUGGCUACUGUCCGCUCCGUGAGCCCCAUCGCACUCUGAACUUCCUGGCUGACCACCGCCUCUUCCCCGCCCUGCAAAACGUGGUCAGCCAGGCUGUGGAUAAGCUCCGUGGCGCCCGCUGCCACGACGGCCGUCCUCUGUUCCCCACCAGCUUGAAGCCCACCUCAGAGCUGCAGGUUGACCGCAAUCUGCCACCUCUGGGCUCUGAGCCGGCUAAACCCACCAAUGGCGGGCAGCCCCACGCUUCCCCCAGCUCCACAGUCUCCAGCCCCAAGACGUUUCAGAGAAAAUUCAAGGACAGAGGAGGCUCCCCCUCCAUGUCUAGUGCCCAGGUGGCCACCAGAUUCAAGCUCAAGAACCCCCGCAGCAGCAGCAGAUUCACGAAGAAGAAGCCACUGCCCUCCAUCUCAUCGAAGUCCAGCAUGUCUCACUUCUCCAACCGCCUUUAUGAGGAGCUCACCGACUUCCUGACCCAGCAGGCAGCCUCCUUGGUCAUCUGCAAGUACGAGUUCGAAAAGGACCUCAAUAAGCAGCUGGGCUUCUUCUCCUUCCCCGUCACCCACGUGCUCAGGGACCUUUCCCUGGGCUUAAAGAAGGUGAAAGGCUCCCGCAUCCACCUGUCCUCAGAGACCCACCGGAGCUGCCUGCUGCGUAAACUGGAGGAGGCCAAAACGGCCCGGCAGGCCUCCCGGCUCAGCACCUCCCACCACAGCACAGAGACACCCUCUGUGCAGCAGGAACCGGCCACCCACACUGCCCAGGACCAGGCCACAGAGCCCUGCUGCUCCCUGUACACCAACUUGCCAGCCAGCUGGCAGCUCAGCCCUUUGGAUCCGAAGCUCUCAGUGUCUGCCCGCACCGGCAUAGGCUCCAGUCCCCCCAAGUUCAAGGACAUGGACAAUGAGGGCCGUGAUAAAGCUGAGAUUGAAGAUGAUGAGGAUGAGUUCAAGGAUGAGGACCAGGAUGAGGACAAGGAUGAGGAUGGAAUCCAGAGCCUCCCAGAGCCUGGAGAGGAGGCCUCGGUCAGCCACUCCAUGGAUGUGGGCCACAGUGACCCACCAUGAAGUCCCCACUAGCCACUCAAUUCCCUGCUCUGUCAGAGUUGCUGCCCAUCACACCAGCCCCUGCCAUGAGCAGGAGUCACCACAGGCUGAAUGCCCAUGAGGAGCUCUGCUGAGACUCUCAGGGGAGCCAGUGAAAUAGAAAUAAAGCCUGUGUUGCUGGGA
Symphalangus syndactylus (siamang) is the source of this 2465-nucleotide messenger RNA. RefSeq names its product coiled-coil domain containing 116 (gene CCDC116). The record is from RefSeq and is a predicted model, not a curated record. Gene Ontology annotation, cellular component: centrosome. Lineage: Eukaryota; Metazoa; Chordata; Mammalia; Primates; Hylobatidae.